Molecule: messenger RNA, 3681 nt
Organism: Passer domesticus (house sparrow)
Lineage: Eukaryota; Metazoa; Chordata; Aves; Passeriformes; Passeridae
Gene: SH2D4B
Product: SH2 domain containing 4B
Exons: 12
Coding region: 441-1727 (428 amino acids)
Cellular component (GO): cytoplasm
Source: RefSeq, a predicted model, not a curated record
AGGCCUGCGAUGAGCGUACUUUGGUGGCUGGAUCUGAACCCUACUCCAGAUUUCUGAGGGCAGCUGACAGCAGGUUCUGUCUUCCAUUGCUUUGCAGGGAAUGGAAGAGAUCCCCACUGCUGAUGAUCCAUAUGGUUAACAGAGUGCCUUGCAGAAAUAGCAGUCUUGAAUGAGUACGGAGAAGAUGAGCAUGCAAAGCCUGUCCGUGUUCCAAAACAUGCUGCAGUCUGAUUUACUGAUGCUAGAGCUCUAUUGAAAAUGAAGUUUUUUAUUUUGGGAUUGCUGCAACCCAAAGGGAAUCUACGACAAGGAAGUUGAUCAGCUUUGCUGAUCAGGAGACAAAAUCUAUACAUAAGACCAAUCCUGAAUUGCAGAGUAGCAUGCAGACUGCACUUGUUACAGCCCAUGGGUUCUGAAAUCCUGUUUCAGCUGAAGUCAUCAUGCUGCAGCAAAUUUUGCGUGAUAUGUAUAUUGACCCUGAGCUACUAGCAGAGCUGAACGAAGAGCAAAAGCAGAUCUUAUUCUACAAGAUGAGAGAAGAGCAGCUGAGGCGCUGGAGGGAAAGGGAAGAAAAAGCCCGAAUGGAGGAGGCUGUGCUGAGAAAGACAGCAAGGCGCAACCAGAGUAACGGCAAACGCGUGCAGUGGCUGCGGGGCAAGGACGGUGAGGUCUGGGUCUGGGUGAUGGGAGAAGCCCCGGGGGACAAACCCUACGAGCAGAUCUCGGAGGAGCUCAUAGCAGAGCGGGCCAGGCAGCAGGCACAGAAGGAGGCAGAAGAGCUAUGGAGACAAAAGGAAGCUGAAAUAACAAAGAAAUUCCGUGAUGCUAUGGCUCAAGAAAAAGCCAGAAUAGUGGCAGAAAAAUGGAAAAUAGAAAUGGAGGAUCGGAAAGCAGCCAAACUGGAGGAAGAAAAAAUUCAGGAGGAACUGAAGAAAAGAGAAGAAGAGGAAAGACAGAAAGGUGAGGAGCUAAUCAGGCAGCAGGAAGAAAUCCGGGCAAAGGAGCUGUACCUGAGCCUCAAGCAAGCUCAGCAGCACAGUCAGCACAGCGACGAUGACCAGGAGUGGGAAGAGCAGUUGCGCCGCUCCAAGGCUGCUGACGAAGAGAGGAGCCACAAAGCGCGCAGGGCGCGGGACGAGUACCGACGGCAGUCCCUGCGGGCCAUCCAGAAGGGAAGAGUGGCUGGCCUGAGCCAUUUGUUCCAGGGGACAAACCUGAACAAUGAUCAGGAGGUCAAACUGAACAACAACAGUGCGAGUCCUUUGCUGUCUCCUGCAGCAUCCAGCAACGUCUGGGAGCGCCCUUCUCGGCCCUUCUCCCGAGACGUCAUCAUUCGCUGGUUCAAGGAGGAGCAGAUCCCUCGGAGGGCUGGCUUUGAGAGGAGCACCAACAGGAUUGCUCAGUGGUUCCAUGGCAUCAUCAGCCGUCAGGAAGCAGAAGAGUUGUUGAUGAAUAAAUCUGAAGGAGCCUUCCUGGUGAGAGUCAGUGAGAAAAUCUGGGGCUACGCGUUGUCCUACCGCCAGCAAAAUGGCUUCAAGCACUUCCUGGUUGAUGCUUCGGGGGAUUUCUACAGCUUCCUGGGGGUAGAUCCAAACCGACACCCAACGCUCACAGAUCUGAUUGAUUUUCACAAGGAAGAAAUCAUCACGUCCUCAGGUGGGGAGCUACUCCUGGAGCCAUGUGGACAGCAGAAGAAUCCACCAGACUACAGCCCUUUAUUUGAAUAACUGAUCCAGGACCAACAGGAAUGCAUUCUGGAUAAGUGUAGUAAUAGAUAGUUACAAAAGUAAACAAUGGAAGUAGUUAACCCACUUUCAAAGCCACUGGUCUUGUGGCCAAAAAGCAUCCUCAUUAGGAGGCCUAAAAUAUUUCUGGUUUGCAUCUGAAUUAUCAUCAUCAUUAUUCAUACUGCUAGCACUUAAAAGGUGAGAAAUUACCAGCAAAUUGCAAAAGAGGACUACUUCAAAAAAAUUUUCAAGGGGUUGUAGCCAAUUGCACGGAAUGCUAAGUUCCUGUCCUAAUUUUCUCAUUAUUUAUACUGUAAGAAGCAUGGGCAGGAGCCAUUCACAGAGUACUGUAUGAAGUAUCAGUGUUGCUGAACAGAUUCUGUGUUCCAAAACAAAUUUUGACUGUUUCUAUUGACCAUUUCAUUACCCAGUGGUGCCCUGGUACCACGAGAAGCAGCCUUCAACCAUCCCUGUGAAGUUUGUGAUUGUGUAUGUAAUUAGGUGUAGCUUGAAAGUUGCCAUUAUGCUUUUGAAUUCAGGCCUACAAAGUUCCCCACAGCAGAGACAGAAUAAGGUCAAACACAUUUUAUUUAUAUUUUCAUGAAGCUCAACAGCCUUGGAGGAACUUUACUCCUGUACAGUAAGUGGUCAGUUUAUUCUGAAGGAAACUGAUUUGCUGCAAUUCUCUCACUGGCCUUGUCAUGCUUUCCACUUUUAGAUGUGCAAGAGACACAGUGGAUAUUGCUAGCUUUACUUUGCUAUAGGACUGGGUAUUGUCCUUUUCUGAGUUAUGAGGGAGGGUGGGGCUGGUAUAUUUAUAGAUAAAAAAGGUACAGCUAAUUAUAUUAUCAUCAUGCUAUUUUAUGUGUAAAUACAAGGUGCACACAAUGUGUUCCUGAUCCAUUUACUAUAAAUAUUAACUCCAUGAAAAUAGACCAGAAACCUAGAUCUGUGGAGCAGUUGCUUAGUGCUUGUACUAGAAAAAUAAUAAAAUCUCAUCACAGUACACAUAGGAAAGGCACACUGAGCAUAUUUCUAUAAGCUACUGCUUUGGGCAUUCUCUGAGUCCUGUGGGGUUCUGUUCAAAAUCCAGGUGAAGACCUCUCCUGAACCUCCUCUCUCCUGAACCCUUUCUCCUCUAACAGUCAUUUAACUCUUGACUCAUUGUUACCUUCUGUGCUUUCCCUGAUCUAGUUGGUAAAAUCAACCAGGAAAAGAAACUUGUCUUGUCCAAGCCAAUAAAGCACACUAAACAUUUCAGGUGCUACAACAGUAAAUAUUUGUGGUAGUAAUAACAGUAUUUUUUUAUAAUUAAUUUUACGACUAGCUCAUAUUAAAGUACAGAUUUUCGUACACAAGAUUCAUUCUUGGUCAGGAACUUUUUCUUCUCUUAACAUUGGGUUUUGUAUGAUUUAAUCAAUCAAUGUUUGUGGCCCAUGAAAAGAAAAUUCUAUUAAACUUCCCACAGAGACAGCUGGGUAGUUUCUGUACUAAUCACUUGUCACACUGGCUCUGGAGGUUUUAAAUAGUUAGUGUUAGCACCUUGGAAUAAAGCAAGUUGGGACACAGCAAAUAAGCAAAAAAGAUCUGCUUUCUCUGAGAAAACCAGCUCUGCACUUUCUCCCUCCUGCAGAGGCACCUCAAGAGCCACCUCAGCCUCAGGUUAUUCACAGCUGCAGUUUUUUCACGGAACAACUCAACCUCUACUUAAAGGAGAAUGGAAAGAGACGUUUAAAAUUAUAAAAAAAUUUAUAAGUAUCCACAGACUUAUGUCUAAAACCAGAAAGCAGUAGGUGACUGUACAGGAUUAGACACCUAGGUGUCUACACUUGUCUUUUGCCUUUAUGCACUGAAGAAAAUCCUCCAAAAAACCCAAGAAAACAACAAAACCCCCCACCCCCCAUGAAAUGCUACCUUUUCUUUGGAAAAGGUGCUAGGCAUGCUAGAAGACAUG